UGCUCUGGCGGAGGUCAGCAAUCGAUGAUCGGGCUCUGGUCCAAACAGUUACAAUGGAACAGCACCAGCCAGUGGAGAGAUUACAGGUCAGGCUGCUGCCCGCCCAGACGGCUGAGGAGCGGGCCGGUAACAUCAUAGCCCAUGUGGUAGUGGAGGGUCAUCAGGCCUCCCUGGUUCCCUACAUCGAUGAGCAGAGCUGCGAGAAGGUCACGCUGCGCUCCCAUUUGGAGGCAGCUGCACCACCAGUCGUCCAGCAGCCUCGGUUGCGGUACUAUGCCGUCGGCCCCUCCACCUACAAACUUCUGUGCCCCCUGUGCCACGAGAGGAGCGAGGCGGCCGUAAUGCGGGCGGCCAGUUGCAAGGAUGCCAGUUUCUGCCUCAGCCUGCUCUCCUGCAUCUUUCCGCUCUUCUGGAUCUGCUGCGUGUGCACCUGGUGUGGCUGCAACCGAGAGUGGACCACCAAAGGCGUCUACUGCAACCAGUGCGGCGGUAAGGUGGGCAUCCAGCGCAAGGCCAAGUAGUCGGUGGACCAAUUAAAAUGGAAUUAAUG
Molecule: messenger RNA, 550 nt
Organism: Drosophila persimilis
Lineage: Eukaryota; Metazoa; Arthropoda; Insecta; Diptera; Drosophilidae
Exons: 2
Coding region: 54-521 (155 amino acids)
Source: RefSeq, a predicted model, not a curated record